UUAUGUCACACGUUCGAGCCCAGACAAGCGGAAACAGCCGAGAGCAGCUCGAGUGCUUCCGGUUCCAUGUACCGUUGGUGUUAGACCUUUAAACAGACAUUAGCCUGUUAGCUUAGCAUCUGUUUACCUUCAGACCAGAUGAGACUCUUCUCUCUUCUUCUACGGCUGCGACUCACUGAUCGAUAAUUGACGCGGUUCAGCAAUAAUCUGGAAAAGGAGGGUUUAACCGUGAACAUCGACGUGGGCUCCCCCUCCUGCUAGAACAAGAAGAGAAGAUGUUGAGGAGGAAACCGACUCGUCUGGAGCUGAAGAUCGACGACACCGAGGAGUUUGAGAGCGUCAAGAAGGAGCUGGAGGCCAGGAAGCGUCAGCGAGAGGAGGCGGAGUCAGGAGGCGGAGUGGGCGGAUCUUCUGUUAUCAGUGUUGACAUAAUCGGGGGCGGGGCCUCUGCAUCCUCCUCCACAGCAGCGUCGAGGGCGGAGCUAAUCAACGAACGAAUCGGGUACAAGCCCCACCCCAAACCGGCCACUCUGCCCACCCUGUUCGGAAGUUUACAAUUUUAACACGACUAAUAAAGAAAAAAUGUUUACAACUCUUUGUUUGUGUUCAACACAACAGAAAUAAAAAUGUUCAUAUUUAAAAAAAAGUCAAA
This is a messenger RNA of Pleuronectes platessa (European plaice), 652 nucleotides long. It is a transcript of the gene cdc26, whose product is annotated as cell division cycle 26 homolog. Bases 276 to 563 code for a protein of 95 amino acids. Lineage: Eukaryota; Metazoa; Chordata; Actinopteri; Pleuronectiformes; Pleuronectidae. Gene Ontology annotation, cellular component: anaphase-promoting complex. The transcript has 3 exons. The record is from RefSeq and is a predicted model, not a curated record. Gene Ontology annotation, biological process: protein K11-linked ubiquitination; anaphase-promoting complex-dependent catabolic process; regulation of mitotic cell cycle.